Aspergillus glaucus CBS 516.65 is the source of this 1269-nucleotide messenger RNA. RefSeq lists its product as uncharacterized. The transcript has 2 exons. Bases 34 to 1011 code for a protein of 325 amino acids. The record is from RefSeq and is a predicted model, not a curated record. NCBI's taxonomy places the organism in Eukaryota, Fungi, Ascomycota, Eurotiomycetes, Eurotiales, Aspergillaceae.
AUUCAAUCUAGCUCAAUAGAACAACUCUGCAUCAUGGCAUACCGCACCCUUACCCUUCUCUCUUUGCUCCUUUCCUCUACUUUUGCCCAGGAUUCCGACCUCGUCGGUUGCAAGGCAGUCUCAUGCCCCAUCGAGGGCACCGAAGACCGUUGCACAGUUGCUGAAGACACCUUCUUAGGUAUCGGCACUGCUCCUAUUCCAGACGUCCCAUCGUCGCUCGAAGGCCUGUCCCUAGUCAAGGCCGCCAAUCUCACCGUUGGAGAGGGAGAGGAGAACGCCCAUGAAUUCAAAUCAAUCUACUACCUCGGCACCCCGUCGGACCUAGAGGUGAACGACCUGGCCGGUUGCGCUGUCUUCUUCAACGACCCACCCGCCAAGAUAUUUCAGUACCCGACAGAGCUAGCGGGCCCGAGAGACGACAACGGAGAGGCUCAGAAUGUUACCAAUACCGCUGCUGCUAGCGGAACGUGCUCGGAGGUAAUUGAUCAAGCGUGUAUUGACAGGCUUACGGAACGAGCGCGCGGCAUUAUCGACGAUGCGGAUGGUGAUGGUUGUGCGCCGUUGGAGGAUGAGUUGAACAGCAGUUCGUUCGAUGAAUGCAGCGCUAGCUGGAUUGGCAGUAGUUUGUUGGGCAACUUGACCGUUACUUCGCUCGCGAGCUUGUCGACGAUUAGCGGCUCGCAGAACUCCUCAUCAGACUGCUGGCCUAUUGUGUCCAAGUCGGAUAAUUUGUCGGAGAUUGCAGAGAAUACUGCUUACGGAAACGGUACAGCAGCCGCAUACACGCAGCAGGUCUACAAAAUCACACCCGUGCUGACCGUAUUCUCCGGAAAUGGAGACAACAAUCUGGUGGACGAGGCCACUUCCCAGAUGACAUGUCUUAAGAUCGUCAAGGACAGGCCUGCAGAGGACUAUGAAGGUGGUGAAGAGGGUGCGGCGUUCCAAACCAGACCUAGUCUGCUCGGUGCAGGCGUGGUUACUUUCAUGGCAGUCCUACUUGCACGGCUGUAGGACUAGGGUGUGGCACACGGAUAUUAUCCUCUGGGUCUUUUAUGCAUAAAGCCUUGCCCAUUAGUUUGCGGAGCUCAGAACACUCGCGAGCUUCUCUGAAGCCUGAGAUAUUUUGGGUGUUGACGAAUUCCACCUGCUGACACUGUUUAUUCCUGUUUCCGAUGGUUAUUCUAUCUGUUUAGAAACCAGAAAAUCCCAGGUGAUGCUAAAUAGACCCCCCAUAAAUGCGAGUACCCUUCCAUUCCCCAUGGAUCAAAG